AUGUUGAAGGAGAAGCUACACUGGCCAUGGAUAUUGGGCUGUGUCAUGUCUGUUGUUGGCUCUAUCAUAAGUGUUAUCCAUGCGCUACACUCUUCUGUCCAGGAAAUAUGGACUAUGGCAACACAGCCAGCCUUUCUGCUAUAUGUAGGAUCAGUGAUCAUUUUGGUGAUUAUUCUCGUCUUCUAUUUUGCACCUCAAUGUGGCCACUCAAAUGUACUUGUUUUCGCUGGCAUUUGUUCGCUGAUGGGUUCACUCACAGUCAUGAGUGUUAAAGCCCUUGGAACUUCACUGAAGUUGACUAUUGAAGGAUAUAAUCAACUAAUCUACCCAAAGACCUGGUUUUUUUUGUUUGAUGUAGCUAUAUGUGUUAUCACACAGAUGAAUUAUCUUAACAAGGAAUGA
Molecule: messenger RNA, 402 nt
Organism: Fraxinus pennsylvanica
Lineage: Eukaryota; Viridiplantae; Streptophyta; Magnoliopsida; Lamiales; Oleaceae
Source: the annotation of a GenBank genome assembly